This is a messenger RNA of Lycium barbarum (goji berry), 660 nucleotides long. RefSeq lists its product as uncharacterized. The transcript has a single exon. The coding region runs from base 1 to 660 and encodes 219 amino acids. The record is from RefSeq and is a predicted model, not a curated record. NCBI's taxonomy places the organism in Eukaryota, Viridiplantae, Streptophyta, Magnoliopsida, Solanales, Solanaceae.
AUGGACGAUCUAAGGGGCCAACUAGAUUUCCAGGGCCGGGAGACGGAGAAGUAUCUACACCUCCUCCGGGAGAAAGAGGAGGAGUUGAACCGGGCGGUCGCUGUUUUCAACCUCCGACCUGAGCUCGAUGCGGCAAAGGCCGAAAACUGUCAGUUGAAGAGUGAGCUGGCUGCAAUGACCGAUUACAAUCGGAGUCUCGAAGCUAACAAGAUCGGUCUUAGCCGGGAGAAUGCACAAUUUUCCUCGAGGCUAGAUGAGCUCGAGAUCACCGUUUCUCAACUCCGGGGGGAGUUGGACUUGGUGAAGGCCGAUGCUACAAGCUUGGCCGAGAGGAACCGUCUGCUCGAAUCCGAGACUGCCCUGUACAAAGAGCGCAUGAGGACGUUCGAGGAGAAAGCUGAGAAAAGGGCCCAGAUGUAUGAGAACCUAAAAGCCAAGCUUGUGGAGGCGGUUAACUCCAAUGAUGCUCUCAAGGCCGAGCUCGAAGCGGCCAUUCGAAGGCAAGGUACCCUUGACAAGAACUGCGGUGUUCUUGCUGCAAAGCUGGCCAAGGCCGAGGCCGAUUUGGAUGAGGCUUUGAAGAAUGUGGAGGCCGCCGAGGCUCAUACUGCCAUUGUUACCGAAUAUGAGAAGUGGAAGUCUCGGAGGAUUACUCUCUAG